AUGGCCGACGGGGGUGGCGGAUUUUUCAAAAUUUCUCUAUCAAUAUUUCAAGAAAACUGUGAUUACGAUGAUGAUGAUGAUUCAACAAUUCAGAAUAGGAAUCGAAGAUGUCUGUAUUUCGAAGGUGGUAGCGCAACGCCCUCAGCGACAGCAGCGCCCAGUCGCGCCCACAGCAGCGCCAACCGCACCGGACACGUGGUCACCAGCCACAAAACGAGCGUCACCAGGAGCGCGCAACGAGCGGCCCCGCGCCCUCAGCAGCGUUCAGCGCCCAUCGGGCGGCGUCAGUGCACCACCAGCGGCACCCACCCACGUGCUCACCAGGAGCACGCACAGCGCGGCCACCGCGCCCUAGCAGCGUCACCCGCGCCGCCAGCCGCGUUAUCAGCAGCGCAGACCCAGCAGCGUCCCGCGCCGUGCAGUGCCACCCACGUGGCCAUCAGGUGCCCACAGAGCACCACCAGCAGCGCCAACAACAGCGCCGGACACGUGGUCAUCAGCCACACAACGAGCGUCACCAGGAGCACGCAACGAGCGGCCCCGCGCCCUCAGCAGCGUUCAGCGCCCAUCGGGCGGCGUCAUUUGCACCACCAGCAGCACCCACCGAGUGCAUACCGAGUGCCCACCGAGCGCCACCAGCAGCGCCCACAGCAGCGCCCAUCAGCAGCGCCCAACCGCGCCCUCAGCAGCGCCAACCGCGCCGGAUACGUGGUCACCCGCCACGCUACGAGCGCCACCAGGAGCGCCCAACGAUCAGCACCGCCGCUCACCAGCCGCACUCACCAAGCGCCAACGGGAGCGCCAGCCGCAACCACAUCGGUCAGCCAGUGCCGCACGUCAGCAGCACCUGCCGUGCGCCCAGCGCCCAGUCACGCCACUAGGAGCGCUCACCGAGUGAUCCCCAGCAGAGCCAUCGGCAGCGCCACCGCGCGUAUGCCCGGUGUCUCGGGAAAGAAAACGUCAGAGGACGCAGAAUCAAAGCCAGAUCCGGCAGCUGCCGGACUGAAAGAGGACAGGUUUUUCACCGCAUCCGGGGACGAACUACGACCACGAUUGGCAUCCUUCAUCGGCGGAGGAGACCAGAGCCCGGCUCUACGAGAGCGCUUUGCCGCACUGGAGGCAAUAUACCCGGAAGCACCCACCCAGAGGACGUCCACCAGUCGGGCCACCUCACCGAUGCCCGGAAUUGAGGAUCACACGCUUCCCGUGCCCUGCUUAGGGAACCUACGGAAAAGCCCUGGACGGGAGAUACCGGCCGCCAACCCAGCCGCCCAUCUUCCGCACAGCCCUAUAUCCGCGGCCGUGCUCGCCGAGAAACUGCGAGGAUGGGGCCAAUUUACAGAUCGGAACUACAACAACAGGAUGGAGCCUUUCUACCCAAACUUCGUCGCAGGGGUCUACCAACCGGUCGACCACCGUGACUCGGACACGGAUACCAAUGACGGCGCACCCCCCUGCCGGGACUCGGUCCUGUCAGACCGGAGCCCCACACCACCCAGCUUCAGCCCAAUCCUCAGCCUCCAGUCACGCGAAGCUCGUAACGGCGACUUCAUCUCCACCGUGCCGUGGUCGCCGGACGCAAGCAUUGCAGUUAGCGGCGAGCCACCUGCGGCGUUUGCAGUUGGAGCAUCGGGGGACGAGGACGACGACUCGACAGCACCCACGGUGGCCCGUUUGGCACGGCUGCAGGUCUUCGAAUCCGGCGAACCGGGGACGGCAACAGUUCACCGUUCGGUGGAUGCUUGGAUCCAGAGCCAGGAUCACCACGCGUUCGCACCCGGCUACCUUGGGCAAUGCCGACGGGAAGCCGAACGAUGCCCCUCGGGAAGCCCGAUGUCUUCCGAUGACUCCUCUGUGGCGAUGGACGGUCGCUUUGGAGCCUGGCAACUUCGCGCGCCCCAACAGCCGGUCAUCGACGAAGCCAACCGGGCCUGGGAGGACUACGGCGGCUACGUCAACCCAGAGCCUGGGGAAGCCGACGGUUUCGUAGACCCGCCACCGCCGGCCCUACCAGAGGCAUCGCCCGGACCACCACCAGAGCGGCCCCCGAGGGCAUCUCCCAGAACGCCGCGACAGACGUCACCCCCAGGAGGUGGAAGCCACUAUACCAGUCCGCUACCACGAACGCCCGGACGUUUGCAAAGCUCCCCACGAACCCCGGAAGGGAUGUUUCGACCGCACAGCCAGCGAUCGCCGCACCCAAUAUCACCGGGUCUGGGCACCUCUGCGCGCGCCGUACCGCAAACUCCCGGCCGCACGAUCGCACCAAGCAAGCUGGGCUGGGAACCGGACCUGAAAUUGUUCCUCAGCAGGGAAGAGGAGGAUGAGGUCCUGCAAGCCCUCCGGGAGUGUCCGGACGCUGGACAAGUUAUGGAGGAGGCCCAGUGGAUCGUCGCCCCAGUCGUCUGGAGGGGCUGGAAAACCACCCAGUGUUGGUCAACCGAGGGCCAACAGCUGAUAGUGCCGAUAGCGAUAGGCGGGAGGUUCGGUAAGAAACUGUGUUGGGAAACGAAGAAACCCGGCAAGCCGGGCUUACAUGCGGCCGCAAGGGCGGAAGCUCGCUCUCAUUCUCGAAUGGCAGCCAAGGCGAUCAGACCUAGGAGCGGACUUCAACCCGGAGUGGUACAGCGGCACGAGCGUCGGCACGCCGGAUCCAAGGAGUAA
Messenger RNA from Drosophila subpulchrella, 2664 nucleotides. Its product is annotated as mucin-1-like. The transcript has 6 exons. The record is from RefSeq and is a predicted model, not a curated record. Lineage: Eukaryota; Metazoa; Arthropoda; Insecta; Diptera; Drosophilidae. The coding region runs from base 1 to 2664 and encodes 887 amino acids.